AGAGCGAGAGAGAGAGCUCAGUACCAAGGACAGUUGCUCCCUUCCCUCCCUUUUUGCUCUCUUCCGGACGCGCACUAGGCAGCUGGCUGCGUUGCAGCUCCUCCCUCCAAUGUGUGGCUUUCCUCACAAAAAGAUCCUUGGACGUGAACAGUUUCGCUGAAGAGCACUUUCCUCUCUGAAAUAACCACACGGACAACCCCAGGCGUCCGUUGUCCUUUACCGACCAGAGAGAAAGGAGUUGAGGUAUUGGAUAAGGACUCCAGCGGUCCAUCAUCCCCAAAAUUUCUCUCAGCGAUGGAGACUUGGACUGGCUCCUGCCCGGGUUUACACUUCGCUUUGAGUGUCUGCCUCAUGAUAGCUGCUCACACCUUUCAAAAUACAAAGGCAGACAUAAGUUGUGCAUCUCGCCGGUCCCUAGUUCAACUUCACGCCGGUGAAAUACGCGCACAACCAACAGAUGGACUGAGCGCUUUUAAAAACAUCCAAGUGGAGUUUAGGGAACUAGGGAUUAGUCGACAAAAUACCGGUAAAGACAACGACCAACAACAUGCACCUGUCUUGGAGAACGGCACACGAAUGUCCCUUGCACAAAGUCACCGCGGCGGAUCAAACGGAAAACGUGAUUUUGGUGAUGGCGCCGCGCUUCCGAGAGCGAAGAGAAACAGCCCCGAGUUUGCCGAGUUGCGCAAGAGUGGACUGACAGGCCAAACUGCCCUGAAUUCCGGUGCAUCGGAUGAACGGGACUCUUUGCUGGACCGGCUCAGAUCUUCUGGACUGAGCAGAUCGGAGUUAAGAAAGAACAGGGACGACGGGAGAGGAAAUAAACAGCAGGAUGAGCCCAAGCUCACCAGCAGCACUUUCGCCCUGACUGGGGACUCAGCACAUAAUCACGCUGUCGUCUACUGGUCAGGACAAAACAGCAGCGUUAUCCUGAUACUCACCAAGCUGUACGACUUUCACAUGGGCAGUGUCACUGAGAGCACUCUAUGGAGAUCUUCGGACUCUGGCUCCACAUACGAGAAAAUGAAUGAUAAACUUGGAUCCAAGACUGUUCUGAGUUACCUAUAUGUCUGUCCAACCAACAAGAGAAAGAUUAUGGUGUUGACUGAUCCUGAGUUUGAAAGCAGUUUGCUAAUCAGCUCUGAUGAAGGAGCCAGCUACCAGAAGUACCGCCUCGCUUUCUACAUAUUAAGCCUAUUAUUCCACCCCACUGAGGAGGACUGGGCCUUAGCCUACAGUCACGAUCAGAAGCUCUACAGCUCAUUAAACUUUGGGAGGAAAUGGCAGCUUGUUCAUGAACAUGUUACCCCCACUAGAUUCUACUGGUCUGUUCCCGGUCUAGACAAGGAGUCAGAUCUUGUCCACAUGGAGGCCCACACGCCAGAUGGAAGCGUGCAGUAUAUCACUUGCAGAGCGCAGAUGUGUACAGAAGCCAACAGGAACUACCCCUUCCCUGGAUACAUUGACAUCAGUUCACUGGUGGUUCAGGAUGACUAUAUAUUCAUACAGGUGCCUACGCCAGGAAGAGCUACUUAUUUUGUUUCCUACAAGAGAGACCUGUUCAUCCAAAUAAAACUUCCAAAAUAUUCCUUACCAAAGGAUUUACACAUUGUCAGCACAGAUGAAAAGCAGGUAUUUGCAGCAGUGCAAGAGUGGAACCAGAAUGACACCUAUAACCUCUACCUGUCUGACAUGAGAGGCAUCUACUUCACCUUGGCCAUGGAAAAUGUCAAGACAACUAAAGGCAUAGGAGGGAACCAGAUGCUGGAUUUGUAUGAGGUAGCCGGCAUUCGAGGCAUGUUGAUUGCCAACAAACGGCAAGGCAACCAAGUAAAGACCUUCAUCACCUACAACAAAGGAAGAGAUUGGAGGCUCCUGCAAGCCCCAGCAACUGACCUGGAUGGAAAUGAAAUUCACUGCAUUUUGCCUUCCUGUUCACUUAAUCUUCAACUACAAACUUCAGACAACCCCUACUUGUCAGGCGCAAUUUCCACGAAGAGCUCAGCACCGGGGGUUAUUGUUGCCACAGGGAAUAUUGGAGCUGAGCUGUCCUACAACAAUGUUGGCAUGUAUAUAUCAUCUGAUGCUGGAAAUAGCUGGAGACAGAUUUUUGAAGAGGAGCACAAUGUUUGGUUUCUGGACAAAGGAGGGGCCCUUGUUGCUGUAAAACAACCUUCUGUGCCAACCAGACACUUAUGGGUCAGUUUUGACGAAGGGAGGCAAUGGACCCAACACAGCUUUUCCUCUGUGCCUCUGUUCGUGGACGGCGUUUUGGUAGAAGCUGGGGCAGAGAACCAGAUUAUGACAUUUUUUGGACACUUUAGUCACCGCUCGGAAUGGCAACUCAUCAAAAUAGACUAUCGAUCGCUCUUCAGUAAGAAAUGUACUGAGGAAGAUUACCAAACAUGGCACUUGCAUAAUCAGGGAGAGCCAUGUGUUAUGGGACAAAAACAGAUUUACAUGAAACGCAGGCCGGGAAACUACUGCAUGCUCGGCAAAGACUACUCAAGAAUCCUCUCUGCCGAGUCCUGUAUUUGCAGAGCCCAUGAUUUUGAAUGUGACUAUGGAUAUGAGCCCCACGGCAAUGGGAACUGCAGGCCCUCUUUUUGGUUCAGUCCCUCUGCAACCUCCAAAAGCUGCAGUCUUGGGCAGAACUAUCUCAACAGCACAGGGUACCGUAAAGUGGUGUUAAAUAACUGCACGAAGGGAGUUAAAGAAAUGUACACAGCUCGAAAGCAGCAAUGCCCUAAGAAACCUCCAAAGGGACUUUUGCUGACCACAAAAGAUGGAAAACUGUCUGCCAAUCUGGGCACUAAUGUCACGUUCCUGGUUCAUCUAAAUGAGGGCGAUUCUAUACGGACAAACAUCCAACUAGAUUUUGGCGAUGGCAUAGCUGUGUCAUAUUCGAACCUCAGCUGGGCUGAAGAAGGCAUCAAACAUGUCUACAAGUCUGCAGGGAUAUUUUGUGUCACAGCUUUGGCUGAAAACUCCCUGGGUUAUGACACAACAACACUCCAUCUGCAUGUCACGUGUCCCGUGGAGAAUGUCCAGCUUCUGGCUCCCUUUGUUGUCAUUAGAAACAAGGAAGUUAAUAUCUCAGCAGUUGUCCUACCCACUCAUCCACGCACAGUCACCUAUUUUUGGUGGCUUGGCAACAUCACUGAGCCAAUGGUCACAUUAGAUGGGAGUGUCUCAUAUACCUUUCCCAUUGAGGGGGUGUAUUCUCUCACAGUUCAAGUAUCUGCAGCCAACGUUAUAUUCCAAGAUACCAAAACUAUAGCAGUUAGAGAAUUCUUCAAAUCACUUCUUUUGUCAUUCUCCCCAAAUCUGGAUGACUUCAACCCCGAUUUAUCCGAGUGGAGGCAGGAUGUGGGGAGAGUAAUUAAGAAGGCUGUUCUCCAAGUGGCUGAGUUCCCAGAAGACCAGCUUUUAGUAGCUGUGUACCCUGGAGUUCCAACUGCUGCUGAGCUUUUCCUGUUACCACACAAGAACCAGUCACAUGACAAGAAAAAGAGUGAGGAGGAACUCGAACAAGUUUCAAGGAUAAUUGUAAGUGCACUGAACCAGAAUCUGGUGGAGUUUGAGCUGAAGCCUGGUGUGAGGGUGAUUGUAUAUAACACGCAGCUAACACUGGCACCCUUGGUGGACUCCGACCCUCGCCAUAGGAGCUCUGCUAUGCUGAUGCUCCUAUCAGUGGUUUUCCUUGGCCUUGCCGUGUUCCUCAUCUACAAAUUCAAGAGAAAAAUACCUUGGAUAAACAUAUAUGCAGAGGUCAACCAGGAGAAGGAGCAAGAGAUGAUUAGCUCGGUGGGCCAAGGUGACAACACACCAAAAAUAACACUGAAUGAGUUCCCCUCAUCCAAAGAACUCACAGAGAAAGAACUGGAUGCAAGAGUCAAAAGGGGAGUCGCAAAUGCCCGUGAGAGCACAAGGGAGAUUCCAAACUGCACUAGUGUCUAGAGUGUGUACUUUACAGCAAUCUAGUGUCAAGUGGUCUCUCUUUCAGUUUUGUAAUUCUCAAGACAACUGCUGUGAAUAGUUUUCUAAGAGACCUCAUUUUUACAACCAUGCAUGGAAGUCAUGUUCAACAUCCCUGCAGCAGUCAAUGGGAUUAUUUUGUCCAAAGACAGAACAUCAAUCGGUUUUGUGUAUGUAUCAGCGGGGUAACACAUUUGUAAAGUUAUACUUUGCUUCAAAAAUCAUCUCUGCUUAUGUGUAAACAACAAUGUAUAAGUAUUUAACUAAACCAAGUAUUAAUACAUACCCUAAACUAUUGCUUCCUGUUCUGUAUAUACGAUAUAGCUUUUUGAUGGCCCAUAGUGUGUCAUGGCAAAACAUCAGACAAAUAGUGUGCUUUUGAAAGUCUGAAAAAUUAAGGCGUCAGCUUUGCUGGAAUAACGUCAUUGACCAGUGCCUGUUGCAACUGAUUAUUACACUUAUGUAAAUAAAUUAUUCUUUUAAAUACUUGUUUUUUUAGUCAGUCAUCCCCCGAAACAUAUUUACUUAUUUUAAGAGUUGUACUCUUCUAGACAUAUCUUGAGAGAAAUGUAUGUCUCUUUCUACACAUUUUCAUACCCUGUAUUUUCUGGAAAUGAAAUGUACAUUGCAAAAAUUGCCAUGUUUAAUGUUAAUAGUUUCAUUUUGUAUUAUGUAUAUAAUGUGUACUAAGAUAAAUCUGCAUUAUUGCAUUUGCCUCUGUCAGUAAUUGUAAAGUCUGAGCUGGUGUCAGAAUAAUCUCUAUUAUUAGGGUGACUAGCCGUCAAAGUAUUCACCCGUUGAUAAUGUUAUACGUACAGUCAUUUUGGAACAAUUUGCAAAAAUCCGUAUUUAUAUUUAUCUUUCAAUAUCCAUCAAGCAAUGUUCAAAGGCUUAGGUUCAUGAUGGCAAAUCUCUCAAAAGAUUGCAGUUUAUUAAUUACACCAGAUUUAUUUUAUUGUAUCACAGCAACAGGCAAUCUUAGAUUUUGCAUGUUAAAGUGCUCAACCAAUGAUGUAAACACUCCAAUAAUUAGAGAGAUGUGUGAGACAAAAGAGCUUUCUAGACAAAUGUAGGUUUGCUAUAGUAUAUUCUGAAAUUUUGACUUAUGUAAACUAGGCAUCGUCUCAG
Messenger RNA from Syngnathus acus (greater pipefish), 5106 nucleotides. It is a transcript of the gene sorcs3a, whose product is annotated as sortilin related VPS10 domain containing receptor 3. The record is from RefSeq and is a predicted model, not a curated record. Lineage: Eukaryota; Metazoa; Chordata; Actinopteri; Syngnathiformes; Syngnathidae. Gene Ontology annotation, molecular function: protein binding. The coding region runs from base 295 to 3960 and encodes 1221 amino acids. Gene Ontology annotation, cellular component: membrane. The transcript is spliced from 27 exons.